Lodderomyces elongisporus is the source of this 1581-nucleotide messenger RNA. RefSeq lists its product as uncharacterized. The transcript has a single exon. Lineage: Eukaryota; Fungi; Ascomycota; Pichiomycetes; Serinales; Debaryomycetaceae. The coding region runs from base 1 to 1581 and encodes 526 amino acids. The record is from RefSeq and is a predicted model, not a curated record.
AUGCUACGAACUUCAUUUAUAAAAGACUCCACAGUCAGAACUCGAUGUUUGGCAACCUCUAUACGUUCGAAUGAUGCUCUCUACAAGCUGCAAAAAGAAUUACUUGCAGAUCCCAAUUGGGCAUAUGAAAGAGCAAAAAGAAGGAAUAGACAAAGGCUCAAAGAGUAUGAUCAAGCAGUAAUUGCAUCUCGACAGUAUUUGCAACAUCGAGAGAAUGUUUUGAAGCUUUUGGGUAAGAGUGACAACAUUAAAGCUUUAUUUACCGCAAAUGAUGGUUUUUGCAAAACUGAUAAUUACGAUGAAGUAUGCAAGAGACUUGGCGCAGAGCCCUUACAGUAUAAUGAUAUUGAAAUGAGAAAUACCAUAAUGCUUGUAUGCACAAUGUUAUUGGAAAAUAUCAUGGUGGAGAUGAAAUUGAAUACAUUGAGAGGUGAAAAUGGAAACAACGAGGAGCAGAACUUAACUGAGCUUAUGGCCAGCCUAAGGUCCAGUGACGAAUUUUUUUCCUUAUACCGGUAUAGGACCAACUUUUAUCAUUUUAAAUCGUCACAGUUCCUCAACUACUCUGAUUCUGAACUCGGCCCAGAGAUUGAUUCCAAUAAUGUGGUCAAGUUUCUUUUGAGUGAAUACGAUGAUACUGAAAUACUAAACAAUUUAGACAAGGUUUUCAAAAAGUAUAAACUGAUAAUAUCGACGAUCGGCACCAGCACCAACGCUGAUACUGCCCACAUCAAUUUAGCACAACAGAUUAUCAACACUUUGACUGCACCCCACCGUUGCAUUCCAACAGUGAAGAUUUGGGCAUACUUGAUUGAUGAAUUGGGGAAAGUCGGUCUCACCAAUUACCAGCAAAUAAUCUACCUCUCAAUGUUUCAGUACAAGCAUGCGCCAUCAGUCUUGGCCAAACCAUCUGAAGCUACCAACACCAUCACAGCCCCAUUAAUGGCCGAUCAUUUUCUUCAUUUAAUACAACAGGACCCAAACAUGUUGUCGACAUUGCUACAGUAUCAAGUCCCACGUAAAGAUUAUGGCAUGUUUGUUGAAUUACUUUCUUUUUUGAAGUUGGAUAGAGUAGCAGCGGAGACGAUGGUUAUCAAGUCACCACUCUUUUCACGAUCAAGUUGCAAGAGCCCCAAAGUUAUACCAGGCUCAGUAUUGGACAUUACGGGUCUAACAAUAUCUCGAGGUUGCAUGUAUCUGAUUAUGCGAUCAACGAUUGAUAUUGGACUUUUUGAAUACUUGGACUUGCUAUUUGACAAGAUUGUGCUUCAUUCGAUGGAUAAAGAUAAUAUAGAAUUGCACUAUACACAGGUUGUGCCAGUUGAAGGGAAGGUUUUUGAUCUUGAAUUGUUUUUGAUCAUGUUAGAUGCAGCAUUGAAAUCAAAUGAUAUGGGACGAUUAGUGUGGUUGCUACCAUUCAUAGAUGAGUACAUUACAGAUAAUAAAGGACAGGUGCCAAAAGUGUUGCGACAAAAAUUAUUCGAAAGCUUGACGUUUUUCAAGUUGGAGGGAAAAUUGAAGACUUACAAAAGCGUGUUUAGCAAAGUAGAAAAACCUGUCGCUUCGCCUUCUGUAUCUUAA